This is a messenger RNA of Nematolebias whitei (Rio pearlfish), 1383 nucleotides long. RefSeq names its product potassium channel subfamily K member 2-like. The transcript has 7 exons. Gene Ontology annotation, biological process: potassium ion transmembrane transport; stabilization of membrane potential. Gene Ontology annotation, molecular function: outward rectifier potassium channel activity; potassium ion leak channel activity. Gene Ontology annotation, cellular component: membrane. The record is from RefSeq and is a predicted model, not a curated record. Lineage: Eukaryota; Metazoa; Chordata; Actinopteri; Cyprinodontiformes; Rivulidae. The coding region runs from base 1 to 1284 and encodes 427 amino acids.
AUGCUUGCAGUGGCUGCACCUGACCUCCUUGACCCAAAGGCUGCCGUCCACAACGCCAAGCCCCGCCUGUCGUUUUCCACAAAACCAGUGGUGCUGAACACUCCAGAGGAUGAUGAGUGCGACACCCGCACUACCGUCAUGAGGUGGAAGACUGUGUCAGCCAUCUUCUUCCUGGUGGUGCUGUAUCUCAUCAUCGGGGCAACGGUGUUCAGAGCCCUGGAGCAGCCUCACGAAACCAACCAGAAACUGGACAUUCUGGCGAAAAAGCUGGACUUUUUGGUGACGCACGCCUGCGUAAAUUCUUCUGAGCUGGAGAGUCUUGUCAAGGAAGUGGUUACAGCAGUUCGAGGAGGAGUGAAUCCAUCAGGACAUUUAUCCAAUCAAACCAGUCUAUGGGACCUCAGCUCCUCCUUUUUCUUUGCUGGGACAGUCAUCACCACAAUCGGGUUUGGAAACACCUCUCCCCACACAGAAGGCGGGCGGAUCUUCUGUAUAAUCUACGCUCUGCUGGGGAUUCCCUUGUUCGGAUUCUUGCUGGCUGGCGUCGGGGACCAGUUGGGAACUAUUUUUGGGAAGGGCAUUGCCAGAGUGGAGAAGAUGAUUGUGAAGUGGAAGGUCAGCCAGACGAAGAUCCGUGUCAUCUCGACCCUGCUCUUCAUCCUGUUCGGGUGCCUCAUCUUCGUGGCCCUGCCAGCUGUCAUCUUCAAGUACAUCGAAGACUGGAGCACGCUCGAGUCAGUCUACUUCGUCGUCAUAACCCUCACCACCAUCGGCUUCGGGGACUUUGUCGCGGGAUCAGAGAGUCUGGAGUAUUACUACAAGCCUGUGGUGUUGUUCUGGAUCCUGGUUGGCUUGGCGUACUUUGCUGCAGUUCUCAGCAUGAUCGGAGACUGGUUCAGAGUCAUCUCCAAGAAAACCAAAGAGGAGGUCGGUGAGUUUCGUGCGCAUGCAGCCGAGUGGACAGCAAAUGUAUCGGCGGAGUUCAAAGAGACCCGCAGGAGGCUCAGCGUCGACAUCUACGACCGGUUCCAGCGAGCUGCGUCCAUCAAACGCAAGCUGUCGUCCGAGCUGGGAAUUAACGCGACCAUGAACCAGGAAAUGACCCCUGGGAAGAGGACGCUGUCAGUCAACCUAUGCGAGGACAGAGAGGCUUACUCCAACAUGACACUUUCUCUCAGUCCGGUUCCAGGAGCUCUGAGCAGGAACGGAAGCUUCUGUUUGAACGGCCUGAGUCCAAACCACGCCGACAGACGGGAGAUUGCCAUCAUUGAAAACCUGAAAUGAGGAGCAUCUUCAAAAUGACUUUCAGUGGACGAAUUAUCUGGCGUGGGAGACUAAAAAUACGGUGCUUUGGUGCACAGCAAUUUACUAAAAACAAAUAAG